UUCCCUUCCUUGCUUACUACAUUUACUUUUUCUUUCGUAUACCACUAAUUAUUUCUCUCUCUCUCUCUCUCUUAGUAUUUCUAAUGUCCUCCUAUCAUCUCCUUGUUCUCGUCCACGGAAUGUGGGGAAAUCCUUCUCACAUGGCUGAGAUGAAGCGUAUCAUGCUGGAAACACACGCGCAGCCCAGUUCCGACGGCAUUAAAAUGCGACUCCUGGUGGCGGAAACCAACAAAGAAGCAUCUACAUACGACGGGAUAGACUGGGGAGGUGAAAGGGUAGCUCAAGAGGUGUUGGACGAAGUAGAGAAGUUACAACAGGACGGAGAUAAAGUCGUCAGAUUUUCCAUCACAGGCUACAGUCUUGGAGGCCUUGUUUCGCGCUAUGUUGUUGGCAUCCUUAACCGACGAGGUUUCUUCGAAGAUGUCACACCUCUCAACUUCAAUACAGUUGCAACUCCUCAUGUCGGGCUUCCUACAUAUCCAUCAUUUGUGUCGAGUUUAUUCUCUACACUUGGACCCAAACUUCUUUCGCGAACAGGAGAGCAAUUUUAUUGCGUAGAUAAAUGGUCGAGUACAGGUCGUCCACUGUUAGACAUCAUGGCAGAUCCAGAUCAAAUUUUUUAUAAAAGUCUAGCUGCCUUUAAAACAAUUAGAAUAUACGCAAACUCAGUAAAUGAUCGUACUGUACCAUAUGUGACCGCAGCCAUAGAAUUAGAGGAUAACUUUUUGGACCACGCAACCAACGGAAUUGAAAUCGAGUUGCAUGAAGAAUAUAACCCUAUAAUCAAAUCAUACAGUCUUCCUGCCAUAUCUCCUGCCCCGACGCCAAAACCUGCUAUACUUUCCAGACAAGCGAACAUAUCUACCACCAUUUCUGCAGUUCCGCUUCCCUUUAACCUGGUAUUCUACGCGCUGCUUCCUGUCUUGAUACCUAUCGGCGCAUCUCUAAUCAUCGUUCGUCUGUCUCUUGCAUCACGAUCCUCCCGAGCCCGAAUCAGACUCCUGGAAAAAGAGAACGAAUCCAACGGCGAGCGUCUAAUUCAUCUGUUGUCCGAUCUUGAGCGACAAGUAGAGGACGCUGUCGUCGACAUCAUUGACGACCCUGGCAUCACGUCCUCAUCCAAGAAUGUUCUUCCCGAGAAAGACAAACGCAAGAUGAAGGAGGAUAGUACUGCUUCGGAGCUCAAGGCUAUCUUAACACCGCUACAACAGAAACUUGUGCGCGCAUUGAAUACUCUGCUGAUCAAGAAGGAGCUCGUGUAUCUUGACAUUGGCCAUAACUCGCAUGCUACCAUUAUUUCACGGGAUGUCAAGCGUUUCGAGAUGCAUCGUCUGGGGUGGGGAGUCAUCAAGCACUGGGCGGAUUCUUUUGUUCUUUAGUCAUGGAACCGUUGAUACCUUACUUAUCUUAUGCACUCAUGGAUGGAUGGAUGUACGUAUGUACCUGCACAUAGACUCUUCGAACUCUUAUUCUAUAAGGCUCUUCAGUAAACAGGCCUUCUUAACAAUAGGGACUUUGCUCGCAUAAUAAGUUUCACUGCACUUCUGUCGGAUGCGCCAAGUCAAGUCAUUGACUGCCAGCACCACGAUACUAUAAUCCAAAGGGAAGGAUGGACUGAAUAAGUACCAGGGGCAAAA
This is a messenger RNA of Desarmillaria tabescens, 1637 nucleotides long. Its product is annotated as DUF676-domain-containing protein. Lineage: Eukaryota; Fungi; Basidiomycota; Agaricomycetes; Agaricales; Physalacriaceae. The transcript is spliced from 8 exons. Bases 84 to 1379 code for a protein of 431 amino acids. The record is from RefSeq and is a predicted model, not a curated record.